AUGUGUGUUGAAUAUGUCUAUGCUCCAAGUACAUUUAGUAGAUAUCUUUAUGACUAAUAGCUUUGUAUUGAAUGUGAAUUAGGUUACAUUGUUUCAAAAAAUUAUAAAUCAUGCAUUGAAUUUAGAUUUUAGUUGUCUCAUCUUUAAUAUGCAAACUGCAAGAGGUUAGCGUAGGAUGGCUUAUGUGCAGAGGCUUUAGAUGGUAUUCAGUUGCUCCCAAAUAACUAGUAUACUAUGGUCAAAGAUUAAAAAUUUUUGGAGAGAUGUGCUAUAGUAAAUGAAAGUGAAACAGAAUGCUUAUUUCCAAGGUUUGGGUUUAUUUUAGAUACUAUUACAAAAAAUAUAUUCAAAGAUACAUUUAAAACUUUUUGUGCUUUGUUUGAUUCAUAAUUUUAGAAAUGUUAGUAGUUUUAGUAGGGAUUUUAUUCAUAUUUUUAAACUUAAUAAGGAAUAUAUUUAGGAGAAAAUUUUGUCAACCCAGACUAAAUUUCAAUGUUUUCUCAUUUAAUAUAAUGUAAAGAUAACUAUAUUUAUAUUGAAAGAUAUUAUGACAAAUUAGUAGGAUGCUUUAAAUAAGAAUAAAUACUUGAAAAAGAAAAUUUUAGGUGUUCAUAUUCAUAUGCAUUAAAAGAUGAUAAAUCUAAGUGUUAAGUAAUUAUACCUUUUUGUUAAGAGUAUUUUGAAAUAUAAGGAAAAGAACUAUGUUCAAAAUGUUUUCCUUUCUAUAAGCUUCAUCUUUAAAGUUGUAUUAAAAUGUCUGGAUGCUUAAUUAUAAGCAGAAAGAAUCCCAAUCAAUGUUUAAGCUGUAACAUUGAAAGCAUACUUAUCAAUGGUGAAUGUAUUAUGUAAAAUUAAAGACACCUUUUUAGUUAAUAGAAUCUUCACGAUAAACGUUAAAAGCUUUUAAAAAUCUAAUAAAAUCACCAAAAUGACUCACAAAACUUAUUUAAUUAUACAUCUCUUGGUAUAAGGAUUAAUUAAAAUAAAAUAAUUUAGAAUUCAUAUAAUUAGCUAUUUUUGAAGCAAAGAUUAAUAGAGUUUAAAAAAAAAUAGUUAUAAAAUGAAGAGGACUUUUAAAAUAAUUAAAUUAAAGCUUUUAGUUAACCUAUUCUUUUAAAGCAGCCUUCAGAAUAGUUUGAUUAAACUAAAAUGAAUAAUUAGUGCAUAUUCAACAAUGAAAAGAAAUGCAUAUACUGCAUUGAUUAUGGAAGUUAUUAUGUUAAUGAGUAAAGAAACGAAUGCUCUAUUAGGAUACUAUCUAUUUACUGUGAGCAUUAAGCAUAUAAUAUUGAUGCUUGCUUAAGCUUGUAGUGCUAAAUUAAUUCAGCCAUAAAUUAAAAUUUAAUAGAAAACUUUGAUUUAAAAAAUGUAAUGGUUUUAAAUUAUUUAAAACAUUUAUCAGAAAUAUUUUUAGGUUCAGAAAAUAUAAUGACAGAUACUGAAAAAGAAAAAAAAAAUAAAUAAUAUUAGUUUUAUGGUAUUGAUUUUGGCAAGCAAGAUUAAAUAUGUGUAAACUUUUUUUAUAAGCUUGAAAAAAAUGAGAAAAUUUUUAAUAAUUAUAACUAUUUUGAAUGUGAAAAAAAUAUUAUAAGUAGAUAAGAUUUCCCUUACUUAAUUUAUAAAUGUCUUUAUAACAAUUCUAACCUAGAAAUCAAGGAUAUUUCAUUUGAAAAAUGUACGAAAUACAAUAAUGAACAUUCUUUUUGUUUGGAGUGUGAAUAAGGAUUUUAUUUCAGCUCGAAAACUAUGAAGUGCGAGUAAAAUAUUUAAAAUUGCAUUAUCCAUAGCAUAUAAAAUACUUGUAUCUUAUGUUAAAGUGGUUAUAAUUUAGUAAAAGGAUCACGUUGCGAAGCUAUAUGUGGAAUUAGUAUACCUGGGAGUGUAAAUCGUUUUCAUUCAUUUUUUACUUAUAAAAACCUUGAUUCUGAUUUUACAAUUUGCAAAGAAACCAAAAUACCUUGUAAGUAAUUUAUAAAUGAUAAAUGCAUAGAAUGCUUUGAAGGAUACUAUAUAGAUUAUUCUUCAGAUAAUAAUUGUUUUAUUGAUUCAUAAUUUCCAGACUGUAAAAUUGUAAAUAAUGUAUUUUAUGUGAAAAAGGAUAUGUCUUAUUUCAAGGAUUAUGCUUUUGUCAAACUUAAAAAUGUAUGA
Messenger RNA from Tetrahymena thermophila SB210, 2148 nucleotides. RefSeq names its product DHHC zinc finger protein, putative. The transcript has 2 exons. The record is from RefSeq and is a predicted model, not a curated record. Lineage: Eukaryota; Ciliophora; Oligohymenophorea; Hymenostomatida; Tetrahymenidae.